This is a messenger RNA of Austrofundulus limnaeus, 365 nucleotides long. RefSeq names its product integrin alpha-V. Gene Ontology annotation, cellular component: integrin complex; external side of plasma membrane. Gene Ontology annotation, biological process: cell-matrix adhesion; angiogenesis; cell adhesion mediated by integrin. The record is from RefSeq and is a predicted model, not a curated record. Lineage: Eukaryota; Metazoa; Chordata; Actinopteri; Cyprinodontiformes; Rivulidae. Gene Ontology annotation, molecular function: integrin binding.
AUUUAAUAGUUGGAGUGUUUGGAGCAGACAAAGCUGUUUUAUUCAGAUCUCGUCCCGUGAUAGGUGUGAAUGCUACGCUAGACAUAACCCCUCAAAUCAUCAACCCGGAGGAGAAGAACUGCCAGAUUUCCAGUACCAACACGUUUGUGUCAUGUUUUAAGGUGAAGUACUGUCUGGCUGCCUUUGGCAGUGGAGCUCCACAGACUCUGAAUUUUCGUGUGGACAUCACAUUGGACCGUCUGAAGCAGAAGGAGACAACUAAACGAGCCCUCUUCCUGCACAGUCGGACUUCUCAGUACACUAAGAACACAACAGUGAACAAUGACAGGACCCUGGCCUGUGAGGAGCAGGAAGUCUUCCUGAGG